Molecule: messenger RNA, 3502 nt
Organism: Helicoverpa zea (corn earworm)
Lineage: Eukaryota; Metazoa; Arthropoda; Insecta; Lepidoptera; Noctuidae
Gene: wg
Product: protein Wnt-1
Exons: 4
Coding region: 46-1224 (392 amino acids)
Biological process (GO): multicellular organism development; canonical Wnt signaling pathway; cell fate commitment
Cellular component (GO): extracellular region
Molecular function (GO): frizzled binding; cytokine activity
Source: RefSeq, a predicted model, not a curated record
UGCCUCGACGCGCCGCGCUCAUGUAUCUGAGGACCGCCCAUCGCAAUGAAGUGUCUGUGGUUAUUUGUGAUCGUUCUUUGUGUCACGUGCGACGCUGCCAACAAACCGAGGAGAGGCAGAGGCAGUAUGUGGUGGGGUAUAGCCAAAGCGGGGGAGCCAAAUAAUCUGUCGCCGAUUUCACCCGGGGUCUUAUACAUGGACCCUGCCGUCCACGCCACCCUCAGGCGAAAACAGAGAAGACUUGCCAGAGAGAACCCUGGAGUGCUGUCAGCAGUGGCCAAGGGCGCCAGCAUGGCUGUCGCCGAGUGUCAGCACCAGUUUAAGUACAGAAGAUGGAACUGCUCAACAAGAAACUUCCUCAGAGGGAAAAACUUGUUUGGCAAAAUCGUGGACAGAGGUUGCCGCGAAACAGCGUUCAUCUACGCCAUCACAAGCGCGGGAGUGACGCAUGCGGUGGCGCGCGCAUGCGCAGAGGGCUCCAUAGAAUCGUGCUCGUGCGACUAUUCGCACAUCGACCGCGUGCCGCACCGCACCCGCGCCGCCGCCGCCGCCAACGUGCGCGUCUGGAAGUGGGGCGGCUGCAGCGACAACAUCGGCUUCGGCUUCCGAUUCAGUCGGGAAUUCGUCGACACCGGCGAGAGAGGCAAAACCCUCAGAGAAAAAAUGAACCUACACAACAACGAGGCCGGUCGAGCGCAUGUGCAAACGGAGAUGCGGCAGGAGUGUAAGUGUCACGGUAUGUCAGGCUCGUGCACUGUCAAGACCUGCUGGAUGAGGCUGCCCAGCUUCCGCUCAGUGGGCGACUCCUUGAAAGAUCGCUUCGACGGUGCGUCCCGGGUCAUGAUGCCUAACACUGACCUGGAGCCUCCUACGCAGAGGAACGAAGCGGCGCCACACAGAGUGCCACGAAGGGACCGAUACAGGUUCCAACUGCGACCUCACAAUCCAGAUCACAAAUCGCCGGGGGCGAAAGAUUUAGUUUACUUGGAGUCAUCGCCGGGUUUCUGUGAAAAGAACCCGAGACUGGGCAUCCCCGGUACACACGGGCGCGCCUGCAACGACACGAGCAUCGGCGUGGACGGGUGCGACCUCAUGUGCUGCGGCCGGGGCUACCGGACCGAGACCAUGUUCGUGGUGGAGCGGUGUAACUGCACGUUCCACUGGUGCUGUGAAGUCAAGUGCAAGCUCUGUCGCACGGAAAAAGUGGUGCACACGUGUUUAUAGACUCGCGGACGCUGAUGACGAAGUGAUCAAUGAGAGAAACUUUAGUGCCGGACAGAUGUGAUUGUGACUCAGACUCGAGAGUGGACCUGUUUUCUUAUUCGGAGGCAGAUAACGGACCUUGUAUAUAAUCACUUCACUUUUUCAUCUAUCCAAGUCGUCGAAAUCGUAUAUCAUGUUGACUUAUGUAAAUAGUUUCUCUAUCACUGUUUAUUUCUUCUUUUAUACAUGAUAAUUGAUCCGGCGUAAAAUUAAAGUAAGCUACUCGUUCGGUUAAUUUAUUUGACUAUUAAGUGCGAACAUGUGAUCUAGUGACUUUAUUUUUUUUGGACACUGUCGUUCGGAAAUUAAUGAGACCAGUUUACAGACGAUUUAUUUCUAUCAUCAACUCAUUUUGUAUUUAUUCUAAAUUGGACUUAUUGGUUUCCUUACGCGGUCAGCUGUGUUAUUUAUUUAUUCGUAGGUAUCGUACAUACUCGACUGAGCAUCCCAAGGAGACACGAACGCAAACUGAAUCAAAUGUACGAGACUUUAAAUGAUAUUUCUUAAUAUCGUUCCAAAGUUAAUACUCAAGUUUUUCAAAGAAGUUAUUCGCAAAUAUUAAAACAGCGGCAAUAAUCAUUUGAGUUUUAUAAAUACUUUCUAUUUUAUGGACGUCCGCGUUGGGUGCAUGCUCGCAUAACUGUUUUGAGAUACAACAGCGAAAUUAUCUUGUAAUUAUAAUUUCAUAUUAUAAUUAAACCGGCUAAUGGAAUUUAAGGCUUAAUAGCAUUUGCAUAAAGUGUCUUCUUGGGUGUUCAGCGGCGGAGGUAGCAUUGGGCCUUAUCAGUCAGUAAGUAGCGCCAUCGUAAAAGUGUCCCACAUUACGAGAUAAACGCUCUGGAGAAUUUUAAUUAAAUAUUAAACGAAUUAAAUAAUCAGUAUUAUACGUAUAAUAUUGUAUGCGUGUUGCGUCCGAUACAGCGAGAUAGUGUUGCACGCAAACUCGGCUGAUACCCGUUACACGUUUUAUACAUAUGCUCGUCCCUUCAACUCUUAGUGUAUGUAAGUGCAUGUGCUAUUACAAUAGUAACGUUGUGUUUCAACGCUUUUAUACUAAUGUUAUUGUAGUUAGACAGAUUACAUCGCAAACUAUUCACUUGGCGAGUUCAUUCGAAACCUCAUAACCCUUUGGACUAACAUCACUAACUUUGAAUUCAUUAUUGAAUUAACAUUGACCCUUAUUGACAAAAUUUUGACCUUUUUCUUUGGACAAAAUGUUUUGACAUUCCAAAUUUGAUAGUUUGCCAGUAAAUGUGGAAGCUUUAUGAUCAUGCAAGUAAUUAUAUCAACUUGAAUGAUAUUUCAAAUGUGAUAUAAACAUAGUUAUAGCCAGUAAGUUUGUAUAGCUAGCGUAAUCCUACUGAGCUUAAUUUAUGUGUGUAACAAAUACACAGAACAUACUAACUCGUCAAGUAUGUUUUUAUAUAAAAAAAUAUUUAUUAAAAAAACAUGUUUUAAUUUAUUUUAUUUUACUUUAAAAUUAAUUAACAUUUUAAAGUAAAAUAACGUGUUAGUUUUAGUGAAAAAUCCGAUGUUAAAACAAUCGGUAUUAUUUAAAACAGGUAUUCGAGUACUUAUCAAAUGUAUUGUUAAAAUUUAAAAAGCGCUUAAAAAUCGGAUCUCUGUACAUAGGUAACUUUUUAAAAAUGUUUUGGAAUUCAAUGACAGAGUCUGAAGAACUGAUACCACAUCGGAUUUAAAAGACUGAAGUUUUUUUUAUAUAAUUUUCGUAGUUAUAAUAUCCAUGACUGGAUUUAUUAAAGCCAUCGUUUUUGAAUUUUAGCAUGAUAGCUAUUGUGAUAAAAAAAGUAUUUUAACUGUAAUUUAAAACCGAAACCAGUGUUAUGAAUUACGAAAAUCGAAUUGGUGCCAUUUUUUAACUUUUUUACGCCUGACAGCUUUUUUUACCAGUUUUAAUCAAAAUUAUUAUUCUGCCUAAUUGAAUUGUCAUUGUGAAAUAUUUUUACGCAUGUAAAUAUUGUCCUUAUUGAUUAUUUUAAGUUAUUUAUGUGAAUGUUAAUAUUAGGUAAAAAUACAAUUGAAAUCAGCUGAACAUUAUCUGAAUCUCAAAUCUUAUUAUUGUAUAAUAAAUGUACCUUUUGAAAUAUAUUUCGUCCAGUAACCGCUUUUGGGGUUGACACAAUUUAUUAUAAUAUUGGUUGUACAUUAGCAGUAUCUAUUUAUAAUUAAAAUAUUGAUUAGUUGUUACUAAAAAUAUUAAAUUGAUCAAAAAACUUAA